AUAAUUACAGUUAAGAACGAUAAGCAAGCCGGGAGAGAGGAUUUAUGGAUGGCAACAUUCCCAAGGGUCCUAGAUAAUCUCGGGGUGUUCCUCUGUGCGGAGAGAAAGUGAGAGAAAGACAGGCAAAGUCUGGAUACACUGAAGCUGCAUACACAGAUAAACUAGUAAGAGACCCUGUGAGGAACAGGUGCCGCACCACUCAACGAGAAGUAGAGGGUAAAGAUGAAGCAGUACGUGGUCACCAGGCCACUCUACUCAGAGGACGCCUUCGCAGACGAACAUGAGAAGAUCCACAGGCACCAUAAGACCCUGCGGCACCACGUCAAGCAGUACUUCACUUGUGACCUCAAGCGCACUAAGAACGCAGCGCUCUCUCUGCUGCCUUUCAUUGGUUGGAUGAGAAUCUACCAGCUGAAAGAAUGGUUGCUGAGUGAUAUUGUAUCUGGGGUCAGCACUGGACUGGUAGCUGUUCUACAAGGUCUGGCAUACUCCCUGCUGGCCUCCCUCCCUCCAUGGUACGGACUCUUCACUGCCUUCUUCCCAGUGAUCAUCUACUUCUUCCUUGGCACUUCCAGACAUAUCUCAGUAGGAGCGUUCCCUGUUCUGAGCCUCAUGGUGGGUGCAGUGGUGACAAGGCUUGUGCCUGACGAAGGCCCCCCAGUCAACAUCACUGGGUUUGAGGGGCUGACCAGCGAUGAGCAGAGAGUAAUGGUGGCCGCCUCUGUCACCUUCCUCAUGGGGAUAAUGCAGCUGGCCAUGGGUCUGCUGCAGGUAGGCUUCAUCGUCAUGUACCUGUCAGACACGCUGGUGUCUGGGUUCACCACCGCGGCUGCCAUCCACAUCCUGGUGUCCCAGCUGAAGUUUGUAUUGGGCCUGGUGGUGCCGGGACUCAGUGGACCCCUGUCCAUCGUUUAUACCCUGGAGAAGAUAUUUGUCCAGAUCGAGAAGACCAACGUGUGUGACCUGGUGAUGUCCAUUCUGAUCAUGGUGGUGGUGUUCAUAGUGAAGGAGAUCAACGAUAGAUACAAAGCCAAGCUGCCUGUUCCCAUCCCCAUAGAGGUUAUCAUGACUGUCAUCGCUUGUGGCGUUUCCUAUGCAUUCAACUUCCGGGUGAUUUAUAAAGUUGAUGUUGUCGGCCGUAUUCCAGUGGGGUAUGAGUCCCCUAUGGCCCCGAACAUGCAGAUCUUCGGGCAGACUGCUGUUGAGGCGUUCCCUAUGGCCAUAGUGGGCUUUGCUGUAGCCUUCUCUGUCGCCAAGGUCUACUCAGUCAAACACGAUUACAUCAUAGACGGAAAUCAGGAGCUGAUAGCUUUUGGGGCCAGUAACAUCAUUGGAGCAGCCUUUAAGUCGUUUGCAGCAAGCACAGCUCUCUCCAGGAGUGCGGUACAGGAGAGUACAGGUGGUAAAACCCAGAUCGCUGGUCUACUGUCAGCGCUCAUCGUGAUGGUCGUCACCUUGGCUGUCGGGUUCUUAUUGGAGCCACUCCCAAAGUCGGUGCUGGGGGCGGUGGUCAUAGUCAACCUGAAGGGGAUGUUGAUGCAGAUCAGAGAAGUCCCUUACCUGUGGAGGAGAGACCGGCCCGACUGUGUGGUGUGGGUGGUGACCUGCCUGGCUUCCAUCCUGUUGGGGCUGGAUCUGGGGCUGGCUGUAGGUCUAGGGAUCGAGCUGCUCACCGUUGUCUUCAGGGCUCAGUUCCCACGUUGCAGUGUCCUGGCCAAUAUCACAGGAACAGAUAUCUACAAAGACCGCAAGGAUUACAUGAGUAUCUAUGAGCCAGAGGGUGUGAAGAUCUUCAGGAUACCGUCUCCCAUCUUCUUUGCCAAUAUUGAUUUUUUCAGAGGCAAGCUGGUGGAAGCUGUGGGCUUUAACCCAUUGAGGGUGUUGAGAAAGAGAAACAAAGCCCUGAGGACGAUCAGGAAACUUCUAAAGAAAGGAGAGCUGCAGAUGACAUCGAAAGGCCUACUGCUCACCAGCUCUGGUCCCAUUGAGGAGUCUGAGGAUGAGAGCAACAUGGAGGAACUGGACCAGCCCACUGACUUCAAGGACCUUCCUGUCCAGGUGAACUGGAACUCUGAGCUUCCUGCCAACAUCCAUGUCCCCAGAGUAGACGUCCACAGCCUGAUCCUGGACUUCUCAGCCGUCUCCUUCCUCGACAUCUCUGCCCUCAAGGGACUCAAAGCGGCACUCAAAGAGUUCAUUCGGGUUGAAGUUGAGGUCUACAUUGUGGCAUGUGACGAGUACAUCCUGGAGAAACUACACAGCUGUAAGUUCUUUGACGACGAGGUGAAGUCGUCCAUGUUUUUCCUGACCCUCCACGAUGCCAUGCUGCAUAUCCUGGAGAAACAUCCAGUAAACUCUGAAAACACAAAAGUCUGCGAAAAGGUUAUAACAACAGCCACUAUCCAUGGCAACCAAUGCAAUGGUGUGUCAAGUUUGCGUAGCAGGGACAAAUUUGUGCAUGUCUCAGAGCCAGAAACCAAGUUCUAGUUCCAGAACUACACUCUUAGAUGUCAGUAUUUGAAGGGUUCUUCGACUGUCCCUUUCCACAGAUGGUUCUACAUGGAACCCAAAAGAGUUCUACCUGGAACCAAAAAGGGUUAUAUUUGGAACCAAAAAGAGUUCUCCUAUUGGGACAGCUGAAGAACCCUUUUGGAACCCUUUUUCUAAGAGUGUAGUGGUGUGUACGGUACUUUCAUUUCCUGGGAUGGCAUGCAUUUCCUGUGAUCGCUGUACUUUCUGGUGAUAAUAGACGUAAGGACCCAUGAUACUGUCCUAAAACGGACACCAUACAGUAACCAUAUGUAUACAGGAUACCACUUAUUGAGCUAAUAAUUGUACAUAAAAUAUAUUUGAUUUCUUUUGUACUGUUAAACAGAUACUCAAUGGCAAUUUUGAAGAUUUUGAAAGAAAAAUCAGAAAAUGUCAUUCAUAUCAUGUAUUUAUUUUCUAAAAUUGAAUCAGAAGUAUUAUUGUUUUUUUAAAUAGCUUGACAAUGUUGCGUUUUAUAUGUGUACAUAGGGAUUUUAUAGGAAUGUUUACUUUGUUGUAUUUUAUAUGUAAAAUAAAUGUACUUCUUAGCACAAAGUAUUUCCGCCAGCAAGAAAUGAAGCAAUUUGAGCAGUACAGUAUUUGGAAAUCUGAACGUCCUGUAACUGAGAUAUUGAUAAGAAUUAUAGGAUGACUAACGUGGUUUUGAUAUAUUGGUCACAGAUAAAGCCCUGAUAAGAGAUGAAUGAUUAAGUAGAGAUCUUUGACAAACUGUUCUGGGUUAUACAACAGUAACCAUGAUUGAUAAAGUUGGUGGAGGUUAGUAUGGGGUAUUUCCAGUAUACCCAUGUGUGGCAACACCUCAAUUGAUCAAAAAGUGCACUUUUAUUGUGUUUUAUUAUAGUGAUUAGAGUUGAGGAUUGAUGAGUGUCUCAACGUUUACAUACCGUAAAGCCACUGAUCCAUUUGCCUGGUUUGGAUCACAAAUAUUGCUCUAGAAAUGCCAUUGUGAAUCCUACACAGUAGGUAUAUACGUCAUAAAGGUACAGGACAACUAGAAACAUUUUCAGAUGGGGUGAAUAACUCUCAAACAGUGUUGCAGAUAAGCAGAGUAUGUUUGAUUUGAUUUUGAUUUAUCAGGAUCCCCAUUAAAAAUACAUUACAGACAAAA
This is a messenger RNA of Oncorhynchus masou masou (cherry salmon), 3658 nucleotides long. Its product is annotated as chloride anion exchanger-like. Lineage: Eukaryota; Metazoa; Chordata; Actinopteri; Salmoniformes; Salmonidae. The record is from RefSeq and is a predicted model, not a curated record. The transcript has 21 exons. Gene Ontology annotation, biological process: transmembrane transport. Bases 223 to 2487 code for a protein of 754 amino acids. Gene Ontology annotation, cellular component: plasma membrane. Gene Ontology annotation, molecular function: sulfate transmembrane transporter activity; bicarbonate transmembrane transporter activity; chloride transmembrane transporter activity.